AUGCCCCAUAAAAAUAGAACGUGCAUCGUCCCGCCCCCUAGAGACAACGAUCUGAACCCAAUGGGUGGUCUACACAAGGAACUUGGCGACAUCUUGGGGAGGAUGAAGAUGAGUCGUGUGCAGUGGAUCGACCUCAAGGUUGGUUGCGAAGUAGCGCCCGACUACCCUUUCCAAGUCCUUUACUUAAUCGGCGCAUGCGUGUAUCAGAAAACGGCACUGCCACUCGUACAGACGCUCCUAAAUCCUAGUGCACCAUAUGGGGAGCAAGACCUUGAGAAAGUUGCCAUCGUCAUCAGCGAAACAACCAAAGCUCUUCCGUUCCUCAAGAUAUACAAGGACGGAUGGCCGAUCAGAGUUUACCUGGCCCGGUACUUCUACGUCCGUAUGUACAGAGGCCGCAAGACUUGGCCAUCUGUCUCUGUCGAACAUCGGGAGUCAGCACCACCCCAAAACAACGCCGUUUCUCAAGUUUCUCCGUCGACUAAGCAGAUUGGUCAGCGGAUUCGCGAAGGUAGAAAAUCUGGUGAUAAGCAUGAACGAAAGAAGCAAGACCCCAUCGGGCCGAACUUCUCUCUAUUCUUCUCCAGUAACGACUAA
Molecule: messenger RNA, 597 nt
Organism: Coniophora puteana RWD-64-598 SS2
Lineage: Eukaryota; Fungi; Basidiomycota; Agaricomycetes; Boletales; Coniophoraceae
Exons: 3
Coding region: 1-597 (198 amino acids)
Source: RefSeq, a predicted model, not a curated record